GAAAAUUCGUUGUCCAUGUUUUUUGAUGCCCGAGAGUUCUUGUGCUGCAUCGAAACAGCGAGCCCGUGUCUCGGCGAUGCGCCAAGUACAGGAGCCGGAGCGAGAGCCCGAGCGAGCAGCUGAUUUCUGCCGUGUUUUGGUGGAGCAGGCGGGCCGACUCCUCGCCACCGCAUUCAAGCGCAGCGAGCCAAGCAGCAGAGCCCCGAGAGGGGGAAAUAUCUUUCUUGGUCCUCAAGGUUUCCAUCGACCGUUUUCCAAUUUUUUUUUCUUGGUUCCGCAUUUUUGAUUGCAAUCGCGUCGGAGGAUUUCGAGAGCGGCGAGCCUGCUGAGGCGAGCGCAGCCGCGCCUGCGGCCUGGCCGUAGUAGCAGGCCGGGAAUCGAAUGAAUUCUUGGUUCCUCGAAGGAGGAGGAGAAGGAGAAGGGGAAGGACAAAGAGCUAGGGUUGAAGGUCAGGAAUUUGGUGGCAGGGAAUUGCAAGGGCAGAUUUUAGUGUGCAUUGCGAUGAGCAGGGAAGGAUAUGGAACUUAGGGUCAGAGCUGGGAGAGCGACGGAAAAUGGUGGCAGAGGCGGUGACGGGUGAUUCAUGGACGAAGUGGAUUGCACCCUUGAGAAUGCAGUACUUCGAGCUGAUUUGUAAUCAUAUCGUCGAAAUUCGAAAUCUAAGCAGAUGAAAGUCGUUCCAGAGGGGAAGCUUCACUCGUCGUGGUGCUUGCAAACACGCGGAUUGUGUGCACAAAUCUUCGAAUUGGUGAUUUCGUUGCGGAUGUGUAGGUUUUACUCCACGAAGAUUAAAUACAUUUGGCGAAGUUCCGACUACACAUAAGGACGAGGCAUCUUGCGAGGAUGCCACAAAGAAGAGUCAUUCACCCAGAAGACGAGGAAGAUAUGUACAGGAGGCUGGGUGCAGUGUCGAUGUUAAAUCAAGCAGGAACUGAGGGUGGGUAAGGGGAGCUGCCAAAGUUUUACUCCCACUACUGAACUCCAUUAAUGGGUUGCUUCUUAGGUUUCUUAGACUGGCAAACUGGCUGAACGCCUUCGUUUGAAUGCACGCGGACUGACAGGAGGGAGGUGUGACUUUGACAUGCUACUUCGUUCCACCAUGGACACGUGGAGUGAAUGAAAUGGAAUCCAGUGCUGAGUCGCUACGUAAACGGAAGAGAACUUGAAUUUCAGAUCAGACCCGGAAACUUUUGAAAUGGAAGGAAAAGAAGCAGAUUUAGUGGAUCCAUUCUUUGACAGCGAGGAAGAUGAGCCGGUGGAUAUGGAAAUGGUCUUUGAGGCCAUGAAGCAUGUGCCUCUGCCGGACAUCGAUUAUCCGGAGCAAGAUGAUCCUAUAUCAGGCGACCCUUGCGCUGCCGAAACUUUACAGGCGAGCAGUUUAUCUUUGCUGCGAGAUCGCAUUCCUCAGGGUUUGCUGAAAAGAAAAGCUAUUAGUGCAAAGGGAGAACCAGCGAAGAAGAAGGGAGUUGGAGCAACAGAAAGGCCGCAGAAGCGCGUCAAGGUCGAAGUGAUAAGCCAUGAACCUCGCAGUAAAUUGUCUCCUAAACAACCUGUGAAAGCGGAGAAUCUGGUCGGCAGCGUUAGAUCUGCGCAGGCAAAAGUUGCUGCUGAAGUAGCUCCCAAUGUUUUUACUGGUGGUAUCGUUGCAGAGUCUGGUCCUCGGCCGGAUUUCAGCCUUUGGACGGUGGACGACGACCUGCUUUUGAAGAAUGCAAUGGAGGCUGGCGCAGCUAUGGAGGCUCUGGGGAAAGGUGCUAUGCGUUUUUCUCGACGGUUCACCGUGAGAGAAUUGAGGGAGCGCUGGCGUGCUCUUUUGUACGAUCCCGAGAUAGCAGCUCAAGCCGCAGCUAGGAUGGUUGAAGCAGAGCUUGCUGUUAGCAAUAUCGAAGGACCGAAGAUUGUGAGCGAACAAAAUAAUCCAUUGGAACUUGCUCGAAAGAGGAGAGCCAACAGCAUACGCACUUUGUAUUACAAGAAGAGAAGGAAGGUGCUCACAGAAACUGUCCCUCCUGGCAGUGCGAAUGGCCUAAUAGGCAACGAUCUCGAAGAUGUAUUCAUGCCGGGAAUGGGGUUUGCUUCUGACAUGCCAGGAGAUCAUGGUUCAAAACACUUUCCACAUCUCGAUUUCAUGGCAAUGGGAUUAAUGGAUACUCAUCUACUCGAGUCAUUGUCCCCGAAGGAAACAACUUCACUUGAUUCUGAUGACCAGUCGUUUUCACAAAUGUUCAGCCUUCUCGCCACAGGUGGCGUCCGGGCUGUUAUUGGAGCUUUACCUGCUGGCCUGUCGAUGGAUACACUUGAGCAGGAUCUUGGUGUAAUGAUGGAUGAUAUGCACAGCAGGGGUACAAUGGCUGCUGAAACGGAUGACAUGUUCAAUACAGGGAGAGUCAAAGGAGAAGAAGCCGGUGAUACUAGAGGAGAGAAUGAGCAGCUUACUUCUGCAAUGUCUGAACCUCAUCUCCGACAGAGCAUGGUCAUUCACACACAUCCUUGUGAAAGUGACGAGGACGAAGCAACUAUAACCAUAGCUGAUAUUGAAAUGGAUGCUCGAUUGCAGGCAUCAAAUGACUGUUCCAAGGUUGAUAGUUUAGGAGCUGGAAAUGACAUGCAUUUUGAUGGCGCGAAUGCAGAAGGAUAUGCAGUUAGUGCGGGCUUACAUAUGGAUGAAUCUGCUCUCAAUGGACAUCUCAAAGAUCAAACGAUAGGUGGAUAUGCGCCAUCUUACAGAGACUCACAUCUGAACACCGUUUCAGGCGUUACUUCUGUCUCUGAGUAUGCUUCAGUUGAUGGUGAAUUGGAGAGCAUAACACAUUUGAAGUCGAAUAGCAACGCUAAGUAUGCUUCAGUGAAAGCUGAGAUUCCCUGUGAAACAAGUUCGGUAUCAGUAAUGGAUCACAGGGACGGCGUUGCUGCUGAUACCAAGUUAUCUUGUCUUUCACCUAUUAUGAGGGCUGACCCUCCCUUGUCGGAAGUAACGGACAACACUCAACGUCAAGAGCACAGUCCUUGGGCUAGUGUCGAUGCCGAAAUGGAUGUUCACCUUGAGGAGUACGACAAGCUGGAGGAGGAUGUUGAAUGCUGUGAAUGUGGACGCAUAGUACAUUACGUUGCAGAUCCUGAUGAGAGUAGAGAAGACUACACCUCUAAUGACCAAUGCUAUGUGGGUGAAGAACAAGAUAACUUCUUACCUUCGGUAUUAACUGGGGAAUCAUGCACGCUUGACUUGGACCACAGACAUGGAGAAAAUUUUGACCAAGGAUAUUGCACAAUACCAGCUUCUGUUGGUCUCGAGAAUCCUGUGUGCACUCUCAAUACGGAAGACAACGAUGACAUCCCAAAUCUCGAUGACGUUCUACCUUAUCCGCCGUCACCCUCCCUACCAUCCUCACCUUCAGAGGACGAAUACUUGGCAAUGUUAGAGAGUCCUAUAGCCAAUGCGGGACCGGAAGGGGAUGGUGAUGCCGACGUAGAAGCCGAGGGAGCCCGAGAGCAUCAUGUAGAUGAGUACAUGUACGUAGGAAGCCCUCUCAGAGUAGAUGCCGCAAUCAUCAAACAUGAACCGGAGAUCUUCGAUACUUAUGGUAACCCCAUUCACGAUCCUACGAAGCUAGGAUCAUUUGUAGAUAGAAGCGGGGUAACGAUGGUGACAAGUGACAAAGUGGAGAGGGCGGGAGAAGUAGCAACCGCCUAUCAGGACGAGGCAAUAGAUUUUAGGAAUGCUGAUCUUAUGAGCUGUCCUGUAUCCAAUACACAUGUCUCUUCUAUGUCUGAGCAAUGUUUACCAUGUUCACCAAUUAUUGCGAAUAGACAGCAACAAUCUUUACACAUGUCCGUAGAUGGCAACCUGCAACCAGCCAAUUCGGGGAGGGCAGUCGACUGUCAAACAAUCAUUCCUUAUACACCGCAAUGCCCGCCCAACCUAGCUUCUAGGCAGGUAGAGAUGGUAUCUUUAGACGGAGAAACAGGUAAUUUGGAGCCUGAUUUCCCAACUCUAGGAGAUUUGCCACCUGUGAUACCUCCCAUUGAGCAAGUUCCGGCAAACAGGGAAUCUUCAAAGCUAGCCUUGGAACCACCAGAGGAGGUGCUUGAUAGUGAUGAAGAGAUGGUCCGGUUUUCCGAUAUCGAGGCAAUGAUACUGGAUAUGGAUCUGGACGCAGACGAUGAAUUUUCUGCUCGAGCAGAAUCUAGACGUACAUAUAGGAGACAUGGGCGAGCAUUCGUAAGACUGGAGCAAGCUGCAUCAGCUGCAAUGCAAAGGUCUCUCAACGUUCAUGGAGCUCUCGCGGUCCUUUACGGAAGACAUUUCAAGUACUACAUCACUCAAACUGAGGUAAUGAUGGGACGGGCUACUUCCGAUAAUGCUGUCGACAUAGAUUUAGGAAAAGAAGGGCGGGCCAAUAAAGUUUCUCGUCAACAGGCAAACAUCAAAUUGAAGGAUGAUGGAGUCUUUUACUUACGUAACCUCGGACGACGUGGCCUUACUGUCAACAACAAAGCUGUUGAAACAGGUCAACGAGCUAUUUUGGGAUCAAGCUGCCUUAUCGAGGUCGGGGGUAUGCGGUUCAUAUUCGAAAUUAACCGGAAGCUGGUGAAAGAAUACAUUGAGAGAAGACACCACGAGCAGUAAUUGAGUUUUAUUGCAUUGUUUUCUGUUUCAUAUUCUUUCUCGGUCAAGCAUUUCUUAUCCGAAAACUAAUAAAAGCAAGAUAAAAGGCUAGUCACAUUCAUAUCAAAGUUUUGCACCGGUUUACAUGCUCCUGACGUAGGCUUGUAUAGCUAUUUCUUCUCUUUCUCUUUUGUGAAUCAUACGUGCGUAGAGUAUAAUAUAGAAUAAUGGAUAAAUUGAAAUCAGGAAGUACGGGAAGUCGUAUUAUUCUGAUCAGCCUGUAUGAAGGUCCGUGGUAGCAGUGUAGCACAUCUCUCGCACUCCUUCGCAUCGCAUCAAAUCAGGUACAAGUAAAGUCGCUUCGACUCUCAUAAAGAUAAAAUUGCUUACACAAGCGACGGGUAGCUGCAAUUCCAUCAAAUUCUCAUGUCCACAUGAGAUUCAAGUUGUCUUAUCACAUCUCACUCAGAUUUAAGUGGACGAGUUGUCUCAGCCUUCUCGUCAUCACCCUUGGUGGUGUAUCAUUAUGGGUUGCUAUACGCAUCUGGAAAGCUAAGCUUUUGACUCAACAAGAGAUUUGAGUAGACUGACAAAUCAUCUCCAAUGUGAGUUUCUUUUCCCUUUGCGUAGCUGAUAACAUCAGACGAUGGCAAAUUUCUUCCACACAGUAAAUGCGAGUUACAAGAGGUCCAAGUCUGCAAUGUGUGUAGUAGCUUGAUCCAUUUCAUAAAGAACGAACUUACUUCUAAGCAAUCCGUACGCUAUUCUCGUUUUGAUAUUUCUUGAUUUUUGGUGUAACUUGCAUUCGCAACAGACGUCGGAUGUAACAACCAGAUUCAACCGAAGUCCGGUUUCGAACGGAUAUGGCUGUCAGGAUGGUUGAGGAGAUAAGGCUCUGUCUGAUGCAGUCCGCAGAUGUCGAGUGUGUAAGUUCAACCGAGUUGCAUGAUUUAGCUUACUUUCACCCUUUCCUUGGUGGAGUUUAUCCUCCUGUGAAACUCUCUGGCGCAGAAAGAUUUCAUAGUAUGGAAGAGCCAUUUUAUAGAGUACAAUUUCAUUGCACCCAGCGGAUGAAAACCACACAAGCUUUAGCGAUCGACACCUCUAUCACAGUCACAUGGUACUUUCGAAUGGAGAUAUUAGAACAAUACUUUACUUCCGUCUCGGGUGGGCCACUCCGGUUUUGAUAAACAAUCUACUCGUGAGAUAUAUAGCGCAAAAUAUGAAAUCUAGCAAGAAACCUCAAAAUUUUGAAGGUUAUAGAGAGUACAUAUGUUCCCGUUGCAGCUGCAGCAUUCGACACGAAAGAUUCACCUAAACCUUCAUUGCCAGCGCCAAGGCGCCUUCUAAUCCAAAGUGGAACAUUUUUCAUGU
Marchantia polymorpha subsp. ruderalis is the source of this 5980-nucleotide messenger RNA. NCBI's taxonomy places the organism in Eukaryota, Viridiplantae, Streptophyta, Marchantiopsida, Marchantiales, Marchantiaceae. The record is from the annotation of a GenBank genome assembly.